ACCAAAAGGGUCUUUUUGACGCAAUAAAAGAAAAUCUGAAUUUUCCAACCUGUCGUUGGAUUCUCCAUAUUUAUAGGCAGUGGCUCUUAAUGCCCUGGGAAAAUAAGAAUCAUUUUGAUCACUGAAACUAGGAUUUUUUUUUCACUAGAAGCUAAUAUUAUUAUUAGUUCUUUAAUUGUCUAACUAACUUGCAGAUCAUUAUUACAGUGUAUGUAAGAGGUUUCAACUUGGCUCAAAUGAUCCCAUUUUAAUAUUGAACAUAGUUAAUGGUACAUGUAACUUGUUAUCAAGCAUUUCUAACAAUGUUUUUUGUUUCCUAAGAGAAGCUGGCAAGUACAUGACUGGAGGCACAAAACGAUGUAUAUCGGUGUCAACUUUAGCUGAGGCAGAGUUUUAUGCCAGUGGAGGCUAUGAUGACAUCACUUAUGCUUAUCCACUUUCACCUGACAAGGUUCCACAGGCUUCCCAGCUUUUAGUAAGACUUGAGAAGUUUCAUGUGUUGGUAGAUAACUAUGUUAUUCUUGAUGCACUGACUGCCUCUCCUCCUAAAGGGAAAAAGUGGUCCAUUUUUCUCAAAGUUAACUGUGGUUACAACCGAGCUGGUGUGUGGUAUGAUGAUCUGCAAAGUGUGAACUUGGCCAAGGAAAUAGCUUCUAGGAGUUGUUUGACUUUUAAAGGUCUCUACAUACAUGAGGGAGAUUCAUACAAAUGUCGUGGUGAAGAUGAAAUCAAACAAAGUGCCUCUGAAACGUUCAAGAGGCUUAACAUAUUUUCAAGCAGACUUAAAGAAGCUGGUGUAAAAUUUUCUGUUGUGGCUAUUGGGGCAACUCCAAGUUGUUCAAAACCUCCAGAUGAUAUUCAAGAGAUUAAUGAGUUUCAUCCAGGGAAUUAUGUAUUUUAUGAUUAUGAACAGUUCCUUAUAGGGUCAUGCAAAAUGAAGGACAUUGCAGUAAGAGUCUUAACAAGGGUGAUUGGGCAAUAUCCUGAGAGAGGACAAAUUUUGAUUGACUGUGGUUGGACUGGAUUGUCACAUGACAGCCUUGGAAAACUGACAACAGGGUUUUGUUACUUUGAAGGACAUCCCAAUCUCAAGCUUCUUAAAAUGACUCAGGAAGUUGGUACAGUGGAAGCUGUUGAAGGGUCUCUAGAUGUAUCACUCUACCCAAUUGGCUCAUUUCUGAAGAUAAUGCCCUAUCACGUAAGUAGAGUAUUCUAACUGAGGAGAAAUAAUAUAGCGGAACUCCGACGGCCCAAAGGGCUGCCAAGUGGAGCCCCGUACUCAUAUAGGAAAGAAAAAGAUUUUCUCAUGGUCAUCAUGACUGGCGGCAUUGCUUGUGGGUGGGUACGCACAACAGAGGUGAUGGCGAUGACAGCGUUGCACAAGAUGGUGGUCAUACUCCAGCUUUUGACAGAGACAUGCAGCCUGUUAAAACAAGGUAUCCACUGUCCAGCAUUAUGUGACCAUAUUGCGGACUCAGGUUUAGAGUUCAUCGAGGUUACCUGUUUUCUUUAAGUUGACCGCUGACCAAGUGCUGGUUUUUGAUUGGAUCGCAGGCUCUCGUCAGGUUAACAUGUUGUAAACAGGGUCGGGCUGUUUGGAAGGCAGCUAAUGCUAACCCAGGAUUAAAAAAGUUAACCAAAGUAUAAAUUUUUAUAGUAUACAAAUGUUUUU
Orbicella faveolata is the source of this 1672-nucleotide messenger RNA. RefSeq names its product D-serine dehydratase-like. NCBI's taxonomy places the organism in Eukaryota, Metazoa, Cnidaria, Anthozoa, Scleractinia, Merulinidae. Gene Ontology annotation, molecular function: D-serine ammonia-lyase activity. The record is from RefSeq and is a predicted model, not a curated record. Gene Ontology annotation, biological process: D-serine catabolic process.